This is a messenger RNA of Triticum aestivum (bread wheat), 1233 nucleotides long. RefSeq lists its product as uncharacterized. The transcript is spliced from 2 exons. The record is from RefSeq and is a predicted model, not a curated record. NCBI's taxonomy places the organism in Eukaryota, Viridiplantae, Streptophyta, Magnoliopsida, Poales, Poaceae. Bases 508 to 1140 code for a protein of 210 amino acids.
CCCACCUUCUUCUCCCUGCGGCGCACAUCCCCACUCCCCACGCCCUCGCCUCACCUUCCUCCCGUGGCCAACUCCUACCUCUCCCACCGCGCAGGCCCGCCCAGCCCCGUCGGCAUCCCCCCGCGCAGCCCCACCCCCCACGGCCACACGCCGCCCCGCCUCCUCUUCCUCGCGACCGAGGCCGCCCUGCCUCCUCUUCCUCCCGCCAGGCGCCGCCCCGCCUCCUCUUCCUCCCGGCCGGCGCCGUCGCGCCUCCACUUCACCACCCCGUCCACCGUCUUCCCCUCGUCGUGCGCCCCCGCAUCUCCCAUCAACGCCUCCCUCCCACCUACCCUCCACCUUUCACUGCCGGUGCCGCUCAAGCGCCCGUCCAACUCCCUCCGUUGACGGAUCCCCCAUGGCCCCUUCCUUCCUCUGCGCGCCGCCGCUCCGGGUCGCGGCCACCGCGUUCCACCAUCAAUUGCACGGGAGCAGCGCGGCCCCUCCCCCCUCACGCGUGGUGGCCGGAUGGCAGGGCCGGCGAGGUCCUGCGUGUCAGAGACGGGAAGGAGCGGCUCCCGCGGCCUCCUCUACCAACCAUCAUGGGCGGAUCCGUCGAUCCUGCGACCUCCUCUGUCGUUGGACUCGCCGGCCCACGACCCCCUCCUCCCCUCUAUUUCCUCUCCUCGAUGGGAGCACCGGGCAUCACCACCCCCUGCCGGAUCCACGAGAUUUGGCCGGAACCGCUGCCAUCGGCCACCGGAGCUGGAUCCUGCAGCCCCAUCCAACUCUCCCUCCUACUGUGAGGCCACCAUCCAUGGGCGACCUCGUAGCAGCACGACCUCGCCUCCACCUACAUCCCUCCCGUCCCCAUCGGAGGCAGCGGCGGGGCUCCCUGCGCUGACUGCAUGCAGCGUGCAGUUCUCCCCACGGGGGCGUGCAGCUCAACCAACAGACGCGUGCAGUUCAGUAACCACGGAGUGCAGUCCAGUCGUCCCCAGCUUGCAGAGCGCCGGGGCAGGCGAUGCAGUUUGGUGCACGUGGCCUUGCAGUUGGCUUUUGGAUUUGCAAGUUGACGCCUUGUGCGCUUCACCGACGAGGUGCAGCCUCAGUUCUGCUCAACCAGUGAUGAAGUCCCGCUGGGUUAAAAAAAGUUGCUGACUUUUAUGUUAAUUGUGUGUACAACCUGUGUAAAAGAAUUGCAAGGCCAAGUUCGUUAUGAAAAAUUAUGCUUAGAUGCGGUUCAGUGUAAAA